GUCUACUCACUUCGAACAAUGUUAGUGCCAACACCCAAAGGCAUACCAAGACCCUCCAGAAAUUCGCGCAGAAGAUUAUUGAUUUGCUUUCGUCCUGUGGCAUUUCACUGGAUGGGACAUCAGUAGUUUCAUGUUCAUGACCAGUUGGCUGAGGAACAUCAGUUUCACCAAAUGCUGGAUCAAAUGUUGUUUCACAAUCAAGUCUAAGAAUUCCAGUAACUACGAUAUUAUCCCUACAGAGAUUCAAAAAGGAAGGAAUUUCAUAACAUUCCCUUUUCUGUAAUAUAUUCUAUUUCAUUUAAAAUCUUCACACACACACACAAAAAAAAAAUUAUACAGGAAAUUUCUCACCUCGAUAAAGAGAAGAAUUCAUCGAAUCUUGCUCCUUGAAAACAAAACAAACAUUCUGCCAUGGAAUUGGUGUUUAUGCCAUCUCUACAGCACUCAGCUACCAUAAAGUUUGCACUGAAAAUAAUCAUAGACCACAUUUCCGAAGUGUUUCAAGAAUUAACUCAAAAAACUUAUCUCAUUGAAAAAACGUCUUUUGAUUUCAGUGGAGAGCAAGAAAGAUGGAUGAUAACACAAAAAAUAACAAGAAGUUUAACCAAUUUCGUCCCCGACUCAUUACUAGAGCCAACUACACAUUGCAUUUACUUAAUGAUUUCAGAAAUUCACUACUGGAUUAGAGAUCACUAUAGUAUUAUAACAUAUAUUGAAAAAAGAUAUUUCAGGAAUCAUUUUAGUUGGGGUCCAGAGGGCACAAUUGACAGAGAAAAGACAGCAAAGGCACUGAUUCAGAACAAAAGCAUCGACAUUACUGUUCGCUUCGUCAUAGCCUGCAUUUACUUCUUCGAGUAUGACAUUCUGAUCCUAUGGUCAUUGAUGACGGAGCUGCAAAAAGGGGAAAUUCUCCAUAUAGACUCUAAUCCAUCGGUCCAAUUUUGGAUGAAAUGGUUGAGAAUAAAUACGAAGCCCACUCGGGCCCAAUGGAUAAGAAAAUAUUUAAGUCCUCGCGGCAUACUUCAAAUAAUAAUAAGAAAAGUUCAUCGUAAGCCUAAGAGAUGCGGUCGCAUAAGACUGAGCGCCAUUUUCAUGCAUCUGCAUGAGCAAAGUAGACUUUUCGACUUUAAACUGUGGUCACAGCAUGUGCAUUUCGAUGACUUCAGUUUCUACCUUUGUUACCAGUUUGAACAACAAAUGAGCUUGAAUGCUUAUCGUGCCAAAAUAUUGAGCAAGAAACUAAGUCCUAUAGAUGUGCUCAAAUGCUAUAUGACUUCUCAAUUUAAAUUCUUUUUACUCUCUUCAGAUAAUCAUCCGAACAUUUUUGAAACUUUCUUGCAUGACGUCUUAUGCGUGAAAAUUCUGCAUGGUGUGCAUGAUUUUGAUUAUUUGCAAGUUUUUAACUUCCUGCGGCUUACGUUUCCGCAUAAUGGUCUUAAACUUAUUCAAAAGAGAAGCUAUUUUCCUCUAAUGCAUACUGUAAUGAAAUGCGAUUUCUUUUAUGAGAGGACUUGAAGUCAAAUGUCUGCGCCGCCAAGCACACGUGCACUGAGGACGAAUUCCCAUCUCCAUCCAUGAAAUCCGCCCACUUGUAUUCAAAGGUUAUGGAAAAUUUCGACGAGAGAGUGCGAUGAGCCGGCAAAUACGUGGAGGCCCUGUGCAUUAUUAUAUUUUUAAUCAAUCCAAAUCUUGUCUGUAUUUGUUAAUCAAUUCAAAUCUUACGUAAACACGUUGUUCUAUCGUGUAACGCUCUAAAUGGUCGUCAAAUGUUUUUUUGUUUUUUUUUCAUAGGGUUGCCAGCACUUUACUGCACGACUGGACACGAAUUCAAAUCUUGUUUAUAUUUUGGGACACCUUUUAUAAAACUUAGUGGCAUGACAGUGAGGUCUUAUCGCUUCUUAAAUUUUUAUUUCAAUGAUUUUAACUUGGGACAGGAAAACAUCCGUUGAAGUUUUCGUAGAGGAUUUCUUCUUCUAAUAGGCAAUCACGAUAAAGAAAAAAAGGUGUUAUACAUUGCUUAUAACAUAUUUGAAAACAUCCUGAAAUUUUCCGACUGUGCAAGCUCAGGUGAAAUUACUAGCAAAAUGUAAUAUAAAUUAUUAAAUUCGAUGUUCCAGAAAUCAGCACUGGACACGUUUGACAUUAUUAACUGCUCAAUUAUUAUCCUAUCAAACAGGUCUGCUGAUAACGUCUCUAAGCUUAACAUGAGCGUUGAUUUUAGCUGUAGCUUGUUUCAGAUUAUUGAAGUUCCCAUCAAAAAUAUAAGGUUGAUUCAAUUCCGGACGCAGUCUGUCUCUCUAUCUUUGAAUGAUGUUGGAAGGUUCUGUAUUGGAAUGUAAGCAGGAAAGUUAUCUGUCUGGUCGCCAGCCCUCCACAGUCUAGCAUCAAUGCGCAAUAGCUCUCAGAAAUUUUAUUUCUUUAUUUAUUCUUGCUGUGAUCCAAGAAUGACAUUGAACGUGUGAUUGAAUAAUUCCAUGCGGUGUAUGUAGUUUGCUUUUGAGUGAGAUUCUGAAAGCAGAUAAAAAUGAUCUAGGAAUAAUCAGUGCAAGAGACUGGUUUAUGGUUUAAAAGAACAGAAUGAACUGCAUUGCCAACGCACUCUAUUUAUGAUACAUAUUUUUACAUCAUAAAAAGGCAAAAUUGUGUUCCUAUUUUAGGCAAAUAUUGAAACAGAUUAGCCUAUUUCCUAUUAGCCUAUUUAGCAUGAUAGCAAUAGACGUAAAUGUUUAAUCCAUGAGAGUGACUCGCAACUGCUUAACGUUGGGAGUGAUUAAUGACUCUGAAAGUGAUUUAGUUGGUUUGGAAAUAGGCUAAUCUGUUUCAAUAUUUGCCUAAAAUAGGAACACAAAUUUUAAGCUAUUUUUCAUUUUUAAACUGCAAAAAUAUCUAUCUUCAAUACUAAAAAAGUAUCUGUCUUGCAUUGAAGUCAUUGUAAAUAUUCCAAAUUGCUAAAUAAAUCCUAAUUGUCAGA
Molecule: messenger RNA, 2971 nt
Organism: Argiope bruennichi
Lineage: Eukaryota; Metazoa; Arthropoda; Arachnida; Araneae; Araneidae
Exons: 3
Coding region: 412-1515 (367 amino acids)
Source: RefSeq, a predicted model, not a curated record